CAGACCCAAAGCUACCAUAUCCGUCGGAUCAUCCACGCUGGCAACAUUAACCAAUAACACGUGGACGCACUCGACACGUCGGAUCUUGUUCCCCCAUUUCCAUAUAUAAUCCACUCACUGAGAAUUCGACUCCUAAAUUGCGAAGCAGAGAGUUUUCCGAGUGAGAGAGCAGAGAUCGAGUCGCCGCCGGCAACAAUGAGGAAGUGGACGGUCACGGCCGUACUGUUUCUGUUUUGCCUUCUCUUGAUUCUCCCGGAUCAAGGACGGAAGAUUCAUGCCAAUGCAGAAGCUGAAUCUGAUGUACCCGUGGAUCCGCCUAAGGUUGAGGAAAAGAUAGGCGGUGUUCCUCAUGGGUUAUCUACUGAUUCUGAUGUGGUUAAAAGGGAAUCUGAGUCCAUGUCUAAGAGGACACUCCGAGCUAAUGCCGAGAAAUUUGAGUUCCAGGCUGAGGUUUCUCGGCUCAUGGACAUCCUUAUCAAUUCACUUUACAGCAAUAAAGAUAUUUUCUUGAGGGAGCUGAUCUCGAAUGCUUCAGAUGCAUUGGACAAAAUCAGAUUCCUUUCACUCACUGACAAGGAAGUAUUGGGUGAGGGUGAUGAUGCCAAGCUCGAGAUCCAGAUUAAAUUGGAUAAAGAAAAGAAAAUCCUUUCUAUUCGUGACAGAGGAAUCGGGAUGACAAAGGAGGACUUAAUCAAGAAUUUGGGAACCAUUGCCAAAUCUGGCACUUCAGCAUUUGUUGAGAAAAUGCAGAAAAGUGGAGACCUUAACCUUAUUGGACAAUUUGGUGUUGGGUUCUACUCUGUCUAUCUUGUGGCUGACUAUGUAGAAGUUAUUAGCAAACACAAUGAUGAUAAGCAAUAUGUUUGGGAAUCAAAGGCUGAUGGAGCCUUUGCAAUUUCUGAGGAUGAGUGGAACGAGCCACUUGGCCGUGGAACUGAAAUCAGAUUGCACCUUAGGGAUGAAGCUGGUGAAUACUUGGAACAGUCCAAAUUAAAGGACUUGGUGAAAAAGUAUUCUGAGUUCAUCAACUUCCCAAUAUCUCUCUGGGCAAGCAAAGAGGUGGAAAAGGAGGUUCCUGCUGAUGAAGAUGAUACCGAUGAAGAGGAAUCAUCUGAGACCAGCUCUUCUGAGGAAGAAGCAGAAGACGAAGAAUCUGAGAAAGAGGAUGAAGAGAAAAAGCCAAAAACAAAGAAAGUGACGGAAACCACUUACGAAUGGGAGCUUUUGAAUGAUGUCAAAGCUAUAUGGCUAAGGAACCCCAAGGAGGUGACAGAGGAAGAGUAUGCGAAAUUCUAUCACUCUCUAGCCAAGGAUUUCAGCGAGGAGAAGCCACUUGCAUGGAGUCACUUCACUGCUGAAGGUGAUGUUGAGUUCAAGGCCGUUCUAUUUGUUCCACCCAAAGCGCCCCACGAUUUAUACGAGAGCUACUACAACGCAAAGAAGUCCAACUUGAAGUUAUAUGUCCGGCGCGUCUUCAUCUCCGAUGAAUUCGAUGAAUUGCUGCCCAAAUACUUGAACUUUUUGUUGGGUCUCGUGGAUUCUGACACACUACCAUUGAAUGUCUCAAGAGAAAUGCUCCAGCAACACAGCAGCUUAAAAACCAUCAAGAAGAAACUCAUCCGCAAGGCUCUUGAUAUGAUCCGCAGACUUGCCGAAGAGGAUCCAGAUGAAUCUAGUGAAAAGGACAAAGAUGUUGAGGAAUCUGGCAGUGAUGAUAAGAAUGAGAAGAAAGGACAGUACGCCAAAUUCUGGAACGAGUUUGGCAAGUCAAUAAAGCUUGGAAUCAUAGAGGACGCCGCGAACAGGAACCGUUUGGCUAAACUUCUUCGUGUUGAGACAACAAAAUCAGAUGGUAAACUCAUCUCCCUGGACCAGUACAUCUCAAGGAUGAAGGCAGGCCAGAAGGACAUCUUCUACAUCACUGGAACAAACAAAGAACAGCUGGAGAAAUCUCCCUUCCUCGAAAGACUCAAAAAGAAAAACUAUGAGGUCAUCUUCUUCACGGAUCCAGUGGACGAAUACCUGAUGCAAUACCUGAUGGACUACGAGGACAAGAAAUUCCAGAACGUGUCCAAGGAGGGUCUGAAGAUCAAGGACUCGAAAGACAAGGAGCUGAAGGAGUCAUUCAAGGAGCUGACCAAGUGGUGGAAAUCCGCCCUGGCCGCCGACAACGUGGACGACGUGAAGAUCAGCAACCGUUUAGCCGACACGCCGUGCGUGGUGGUGACGUCCAAGUACGGGUGGAGCGCGAACAUGGAGAGGAUCAUGCAGUCCCAGACGCUGUCGGACGCGAGCAAGCAGGCGUACAUGAAGGGGAAGAGGGUGCUGGAGAUCAACCCCCGCCACCCCAUCGUCAAGGAGCUCCGGGAAAGAGUGGCGGCCGACCCGGCGGACGAGGCGGCAAAGGGGGCGGCUCAGCUCAUGUACCAGACGGCUCUGAUGGAGAGCGGGUUCCUGCUGAAUGACCCCAAGGACUUCGCCUCCCGCAUCUACAGCUCCGUGAAGUCGAGUCUGGACAUCAGCGCCGACGCUGAGGUGGAGGAGGAACAAGACGCGGCUGAGGAGGCGGAGGUGGAGGGCGGGAAAGAGGCAGCGGAUCCCAGUUCCUCCGCCGGAGCUUCUUCUCCAACAGAAGAGUCUUCUGAUGGAAUCAAGGACGAGUUAUAAGGCCGUUUAAUUAUCAGGCAAGAAGGAAUUUGUUUGCCAUCUUCUUUUGACUUUUCCUGUUUAGUCUUUUUUUAAUUCUCUUUUUAAGGGGAGGGGUGACUUUUGUGCCAUACGCUGUACUGUAAACAAUGUUUUUACCAGGAAUUUGUCUUUUAUGAGAAUUUUCUCUUUCACUAAUGAGCCAUACUCUGGCUAUUUAUAUUUUUUUUUCUCUUCCAGCUUAAUUUUUACUAUGGGAAUGAUUGAAGUGCAUCCAUUUUUGGCAUUGAUGUUACCUAUUUUUGAAUAAAAGUGUACCAACUAC
Messenger RNA from Cuscuta campestris, 2971 nucleotides. NCBI's taxonomy places the organism in Eukaryota, Viridiplantae, Streptophyta, Magnoliopsida, Solanales, Convolvulaceae. The record is from the annotation of a GenBank genome assembly.